GUGACUGACCUUAGUGUUUAGAUUAUGGAUGUUGUGUACGACGGCGUCUCACGCCUGACUCAACAAGUGUUUCGCGUAGCGCCUUUUCAUUGCCCCUCUGCUGAACGCUGGAUUUUGUUAUUUUCGUAUGUUUCGUCAUACUGAUUGUUGGCCUUGCGACCGACCCGAGCCCGCGGUGGUCUUUCGUUUCCAGCCACACCAGAAAUCAGUCGGUAUUCAGUCGUCUGCAGACACAGCUAAUUUCAAUGCCUUAUUAGUAAGUCGUGACGUACCCAAGAAGGAAGCCGUGUUUUGAGACCAGUGUUUCAGGACUCACACGUUCUAUGUUUUCUCCAGUGCUUAAUUUUUUAUCUUCACGCUUUCGUGAACUCGCAAUCUAGAGAAUGUGAAUCAGUGUUCUUCAAAGUGUGUUUUAACCGAAAUAUGUGCUGCUGCAACGAAGUUUUUAACCUGAUAUUUCGGUAUUCGUUGCCACAAUAAGCAAGUGGUCUUGCUUAUCAGAGUCCCCACGUGUGCUUGUUUUUCACCCUUAUCAGCUGAAAUAAUUAAAACAGUGUUUCAUUAUGGGUGAAGCUACGAAUUUGUUAAAUGUAAUGAACGGAGCUUUGCAAGCGCUCAGCUCUGGCGAAGCAGACUUCAAUCGAAUCAUCUCGGAGGCCAAACAUAUUCUACCAAAAAUUACGAAUCACCUGAAAGUUCUCGGAGAGAAAGGAUCAGGAUUCCGACCAAGAAGUGAUGCUGGCGUCCAAGACUUCUACGAACUACGAGACAGGUGCCUUGCAAAUGGAACACUUUUUGAGGACCCGGAUUUCCCGUGUGAUGACACCUCCAUUUUCUUUUCAAAACCUCCCACAAAACCUUUCGAAUGGAGGAGACCAUCGGAAAUCAGCACUAAUCCAAAAUUAUUCGUGGAAGGAGCAACCAGGUUUGAUGUUGUCCAAGGAGAGUUAGGUGAUUGCUGGCUUUUGGCCGCUGUUGCAAAUUUGACACUCAGCGAUCAAUUAUUUUAUCAAGUUGUACCUAAUGAUCAAGGAUUUGAAGACAAAUAUGCGGGAAUCUUUCAUUUCAGGUUUUGGCAGUAUGGAAGAUGGGUUGAUGUUGUUAUUGAUGACAGGUUACCAACUUGUUAUGGUAAAUUGGUAUUUUUACAUUCGUCAACACAAAAUGAGUUUUGGAGUGCUCUUUUGGAGAAAGCUUAUGCUAAGCUCCAUGGCUCCUAUGAAGCUCUUAAAGGAGGCAGCACAUGUGAAGCAAUGGAAGAUUUCACAGGAGGUGUUACGGAACUAUACGAGUUGUCAGAAGCUCCAGAGAAUCUUUUUCAUAUUAUUCUCAAGGCGUACGAAAGGUCUUCACUAAUGGGAUGUUCAAUUGAGCCAGAUCCUCGUGUAUUAGAAGCUACAACGCCCCUAGGUCUUGUCAAGGGUCAUGCCUACAGUAUUACAAAAGUCAAAUCAGUUGACAUAGCGACGCCUAACACAUCAGGAAAAAUACCUCUAUUGCGACUUCGGAAUCCUUGGGGAAAUGAAGCAGAAUGGACAGGUCCUUGGGGAGACAAAUCUCGAGAGUGGCAGUUCAUUUCAGAAGCUGAGAAAGCAGAAAUGGGUUUAACGUUUGAUGAAGAUGGAGAGUUUUGGAUGUCAUACAAAGACUUUUUACAACACUUUUCAAGAUUAGAGAUCUGCAACUUGAGUCCAGACUCUCUGACGGAGGAUCCAUCUCAUCAAAGUCACAAAAAAUGGGAAAUGAGUGUUUUUGAAGGUGAAUGGGUGCGUGGAGUCACUGCUGGAGGAUGUAGAAAUUAUCUUGAAACGUUUUGGCAUAAUCCCCAAUAUCGGAUCACAUUGGUAGAUCCGGAUGAGGAUGAUGCAGAUAAUAAAUGUACAGUUAUUGUUGGAUUAAUGCAGAAAAAUCGACGAAAACAAAGAAAAAUGGGUGCUGAAUGUUUGACGAUAGGUUUUGCUAUGUACCAACUGAACAAUCCAGAAUCCCUACCUAAACCGCUGGGCUUAGAUUUCUUCAAAUAUACGGCAUCAGUCGCUAGAUCUCCCUCUUUUAUUAACAUGCGAGAAGUAAGCUGUCGGUUCUCACUGCCACCUGGAGUUUAUUGCAUUGUGCCUUCAACUUUUGAACCGAACGAGGAGGGAGAAUUUAUUAUCCGAGUCUUCUCUGAGAAUAAGAAUAAUAUGGAAGAGAACGAUGAAGAAGUUGGAAUCGGAGAAGUUGAUGACCGAGUCAAAUUGCCGGAUGAACCAAUGCCUGAAGAAGUUAAAGCCAAUGAAAAGAUUCGAGAAUUGUUCAAGAAGUUGGCUGGUGAAGACAUGGAAGUUGAUUGGAUGGAAUUGAAAGAAAUAUUGGACUAUGCUAUGCGUAACGAUGUUCCUCGUAAUCAGCCUGAUAGUACAGGUGGUGAGAAUCUUCUAACCAGUUUGCUUACGCAGUGUUUUGGUAAUAUCUGCCGUGACCUACCCCUCAACUCAUUAUUUGAUACUGCUUGGAAAACUCUAACUCAAACCAAGAAUGAAGGCUUCUCUAAAGAUGUUUGUAGAAGUAUGAUUGCCAUGACAGAUGUGGAUCGAUCUGGAAAGCUUGGAUUUGAGGAAUUCAGACAAUUAUGGAUCGAUAUCAAACAUUGGAAGGAAGUGUUUAAACUUUAUGAUAAGAGCAACUCUGGUUAUCUCAGUGCCUUUGAAUUGCGUCAAGCUCUCAACUCUGCCGGAUACCACCUUAACAAUCACAUUUUGAAUGUCCUUUGUCACCGGUACGCCAGCAAAGAUGGCAAAAUAUCUUUUGAUGACUUCAUGAUGUGUGCUGUUCGAUUAAAAUCUAUGAUAGAUAUGUUCAAGGAAAGAGACCCGGAAAACACCAACACAGCAACAUUCACAUUAGAAGAGUGGGUGGAAAAAACUCUGUACUCAUAAGAUCUGCGUAUUUCCUAAGUUUUGUUAAACACUUUGAGCUAAGGUUUUUUUUACUGAAUGUCUUCUUUUAUUAUUCUUAUCACUAUUACGAUGCUUCAUAAUUUUAUUUCUUUUUGUACAAAAAGUUUUAUUAAAAUAAAUUUUAUUUUUGAACUUUA
Molecule: messenger RNA, 3076 nt
Organism: Bemisia tabaci
Lineage: Eukaryota; Metazoa; Arthropoda; Insecta; Hemiptera; Aleyrodidae
Gene: CalpA
Product: calpain A
Biological process (GO): proteolysis
Cellular component (GO): cytoplasm
Molecular function (GO): calcium-dependent cysteine-type endopeptidase activity; calcium ion binding
Source: RefSeq, a predicted model, not a curated record